Nasonia vitripennis (jewel wasp) is the source of this 1212-nucleotide messenger RNA. RefSeq names its product 60S ribosomal protein L5 (gene RpL5). Gene Ontology annotation, biological process: ribosomal large subunit assembly; translation. The record is from RefSeq and is a predicted model, not a curated record. Gene Ontology annotation, molecular function: structural constituent of ribosome; 5S rRNA binding. The transcript has 6 exons. Lineage: Eukaryota; Metazoa; Arthropoda; Insecta; Hymenoptera; Pteromalidae. Gene Ontology annotation, cellular component: cytosolic large ribosomal subunit; ribosome. Bases 169 to 1062 code for a protein of 297 amino acids.
CCGGAAGUACCGUCAAUACGCCCUCUCGCGGUUAAGCCUUGGCCGAAGCUUGUCCGCGAGGGAGCGCAUGCGUUUGCUGGCAACGAUGAGCGAGGAAGGUUCCUUUUGCGCGAGAGCCGCGCGGCCGAAGGUUCACCCGUUGCGGCGUCUUCGGAUUUUUCGGCAAUCAUGGGUUUCGUUAAGGUAGUGAAGAAUAAGCAGUACUUCAAAAGGUACCAGGUUAAAUUCAAGAGGCGUCGUGAGGGAAAAACUGACUACUAUGCCCGAAAACGCCUGACCAUCCAAGACAAGAACAAGUACAACACCCCCAAGUACAGGUUGAUUGUUCGUUUGUCCAACAAGGACAUCACCUGCCAGGUUGCAUACUCCAGAAUUGAGGGUGACAAGAUUGCAUGCGCUGCAUACAGUCAUGAACUCCCAAGAUAUGGAAUCAAAGUUGGUCUUACCAACUACGCAGCUGCCUACUGUACUGGACUUCUCCUUGCCAGAAGGCUUCUCAAGAAGUUGGGUCUUGAUAAACUGUACACCGGCGUGACUGAAGUCACUGGUGAUGAGUACAACGUUGAGGAGCUUGACAAAGGCCCUGGUGCUUUCAAGUGCUACUUGGACACUGGUCUCAUGCGUACCACCACUGGUGCCAGAAUCUUUGGUGCCAUGAAGGGUGCUGUCGAUGGUGGUCUUAACAUCCCUCACAGCUUGAAGAGAUUCCCGGGUUACGACAAUGAGUCUAAGAGCCUAAACGCUGAUGUCCACCGUCAACACAUUUUCGCCCAGCACGUCGCCAACUACAUGAAGACUUUGGAAGAGGAAGACGAUGAUGCCUUCAAGCGCCAGUUCUCGCAAUACAUUAAGAACGGAAUCACCGCUGAUAACAUCGAAAGCAUGUACAAGAAGGCCCACGAAGCGAUUCGCGCCAAUCCCGAGCUACAGAAGGUCGAGAAGAAGGAACAAGCCAAGAAGAAGAGAUGGAACCGCGCCAAGCUCACCCUUUCCGAGCGCAAGAACCGCGUCGAGCAAAAGAAAGCCUCCUUCCUCAAGACCCUCGAAGGAGCCGAUGCAUAAGCAUUUCCACCUGUCUCUUAUACUUGUAUCCAGCAGUCUUUACGUGUCGAUUCGUGUAUUCGUUAUUUACUGCCUCGAUCCAAUGUAUUUUAUAAAUGUAACAUGGGUGCAUCAGUAUAAGAGUAAUAAAAUAUUAUGCAUUGACCACUA